GCUACGAUCAUGAAUUUUGUUUUUCGGGGCCGUUUGCUUGGGAAAUUAGAAAUAUAUGUAGGGGGAAAACCGAAGUAUUCGAAGAAUAAGUGGUCUUUCUACGCAUGGCAAUAAACUUGAGGGACUAAGAUGCAAUAUAAACAACAAACAGAAGCCGUUAAUUGAUAAGUGAAAACUUUUUGUGCAGUGUUCACCUCUGCAAAAAAAAAAAAAAAUGUUGGUUCCUCUCUGCAAUUGCAAUCGCCAUUUCUCCUUUCUCCCUUCCCAAACCAUUCUUAAACCCUCAUCCCAAUUUCCAGCUUGUCACUAUCCAAAAUUCACGUUCAAUCCCCUCCGCCGGCGAGCCGCCAUUUGCGCUGCCAUCGAAGCCGACAGACAAACUCUUCCGCAAUCCGCAAUUAAGAGAAUAGCAGAGAAGCUCCGCAGCCUCGGAUACGUGGAAGAUAGCGGCAAUGAUUCCGCCUCUCGGAACUCAAAUCCCGGCCCUAAUUCUCCCGGAGAAAUUUUUGUCCCGUUGCCCACCCAUUUGCCCAAGUAUAGAAUCGGGCAUACGCUCGACCCGAGCUGGAGCACACCGGAAAACCCGGUUCCCGAGCCCGGUUCUGGGAACGCCAUACAGAGAUUUCAUGAAUUGAGGCGCGGGGUUUUGGAGGAAGAGGAGAAGGAGAGGAUUAGGAAGCGCGAUGAAGGAAAGAGGGGCAAUUCCCCGAGUUUGGCGGAGCUGAAGUUGCCGCCCGGGGAGCUGAGGAGGCUGAGGAGUAUCGGAAUUGGGUUGAAGAAGAAGUUGAAGGUGGGGAAAGCUGGAAUUACGGAAGGGAUUGUUAACGGAAUUCACGAGCGGUGGAGGCGUACGGAGCUGGUGAAGAUUACGUGUGAGGAUAUAUGCAGGCUGAACAUGAAGAGGACUCAUGAGUUAUUGGAGAAAAAAACUGGAGGUCUAGUAGUUUGGAGAUCUGGAAGCAAUAUAAUACUCUACAGAGGAUCUGAUUACAAGUAUCCCUACUUUAUGGCCGAUAAUUCGUCAAACGACUCUUCUUCGGAGGAAUCUCCUGACAUGGACAAUGAUCAACACAGUAAUGCUUUGGAGUCUUCUGAAGAAUCUCCUGAUUUAGGGUCACCGCGCACUAAUGCUUUGGAGUCCAAUACACAAAUAUCUCAUCCAUCCUUAGUGCAAGGGGUGGGUUUGCCAGAUAGAGUACGCUUCCAACUUCCUGGAGAGGCAGAGAUUGUUGCCGAAGCAGACUCGUUGCUAGAAGGACUUGGCCCGCGGUUCACUGAUUGGUGGGGAAAUGACCCUUUGCCUGUUGAUGCGGAUCUUUUGCCAGCAGUAGUUCCUGGAUACAAGAGACCAUUUCGCCUACUUCCAUAUGGGGUUAAUCAUAAACUGACGAAUGAUGAAAUGACUACAUUACGGAGACUUGGCAGGCCUUUACCGAUCCAUUUUGCUCUAGGGAGAAAUAGGAAACAUCAAGGAUUGGCUGCUUGCAUUGUUAAACUGUGGGAGAAAUGUGAAAUUGCAAAAAUUGCUGUCAAAAGAGGAGUUCAAAACACAAACAGUGUACUUAUGGCAGAAGAACUAAAGUGGUUGACUGGGGGGACGUUACUUUCAAGGGAUAGAGAAUUCAUUGUUCUCUACCGAGGGAAGGAUUUCUUGCCAGCUGCAGUCUCUUCAGCUAUACAAGAGCGGAGGAAAUAUGAGAUUGAUGCCUCAAAAACCAGAGCUGGCAACUUAUCAAAUUUGAAUGAAAAGGAACAUAGACACGGAACCAAAGAAUAUGCUACUGAAGCUGAGCAGCACAAUGAAGCUGACCAAAACUUGCAAGUUCGUGAAAAAAGAAGGGUGAGGUUCUCAGAAUCGGCAAUGGAGAGAACAAGCACCAAGUUAUCAAUGGCCUUAGAAAAAAAAGCCAGGGCAGAGAAGCUUCUAGAAGAGCUAGCGAAAGAAGAGAGCCCUCAGCCACCUGAAACAGAUAAAGAGGGUAUAACCGAAGAAGAAAGAUACAUGCUCAGAAAAGUUGGUUUGAGGAUGAAAGCUUUCCUAUUAUUGGGUCGGCGGGGAGUUUUUGACGGAACAGUUGAAAACAUGCAUCUGCACUGGAAAUACAGGGAGCUUGUCAAGGUAUGUAUUGGCAAUAGGAGCAUCGAAGAGGUUCAUGGAGUAGCACGUACCUUAGAAGCUGAAAGUGGUGGCAUAUUAGUAGCAGUUGAGCGAGUUAGUAAAGGUUUUGACAUCAUUGUAUAUCGUGGAAAAAACUAUACUCGCCCUGCUUCUUUGAGGCCUCAGACACUUCUAAGUAAAAGAGAAGCAAUGAAGCGUUCAUUGGAGGCACAACGCCGUGAGUCCUUGAAACUACAUGUUUUAAAGCUCAGCAAGAAUAUUGACGAAUUGAAGCUCAAGAUGGCCAAAGAUGAAAAUACAAAUCGUCCGCAUUUGACAGAAGAUUUGGAACUUGGAUUUGUUAGAGAAAGCCAUGAAACUGAUGCAACUAACAAAGAUCCAGAGGAACCCAUGCACAUCUCAGAAGACACAGUACAUAUUGCUCAAAAGGACUUACCAGGAGACGUUUCCUUACAGUCCGAGGUUAAAGUCAAUUAUCUGUUUGAAACAACAGAAGCAGAGGUUCAACCCACAUCAUUAUCAAACGAGGGCAAUAGUUUUUCGGACAAAAAUAAUCAAAUUGGAAAUAUGGAAUUUGUACGUAGUCCCAGGUCGCAAGAUAGAAGAAACUCUUCACCGAGUACCUACAUCCGGCCUCAAACUGGAAGAAGGAAAUCCGACGGUGGGGGCUACAGGAAUGUUGAUAUAGAACCCUCGGGUCAGAAACCGAUGAAAGAGAGGCCAUCACUAAUGCCUUCCAGAAGUGUGCAGCUUUCGAACAAAGAGAGGCUUCUUCUAAGAAAGCAGGCUCUCAGGAUGAAAAAAAUCCCGAUUCUCGCUGUAGGAAAGAGAAAUGUCGUCACUGGAGUUACUAAAACAAUAAAGGAACACUUUGAAAAGCAUCCAUUAGCCAUAGUGAAUAUCAAAGGCAGAGCAAAAGGGACAUCAGCUCAGGAGGUGAUUUACAAUCUGGAGCAAUCCACGGGUGCUGUUCUUGUGUCUCAAGAACCUAGCAAAGUGAUACUCUACAGAGGUUGGGGGUUCGAUACAGAUUCUGAAUCUAAUAUGAGACAGAAUCAAGAUUUUAAAUACGACUCGACGAAUAAAGAGGUAAAAACUCGACCACUCAUUUCGCCGGAGCUCAUAUCAGCCAUGCGACUCGAGUGUGGUUUGAAGCCUGUCGAUGAAAUAGAGACGACGAGGGUUGAAACAAGUCUUGAUAUUGAGUCUGAGGUUUAAGAGCUGACCAAUGUAAUUCUCGGUGGAAAGGGUAAUAUGGUAAAUUCAUGGUGGAGCUUUGUUAAACUUAUUUUCAGCCAUUGAUGAUGUAAUGCUGAAAAGUAGCUGCUGUUGUGUACUGAAGGAAAUUAGGGUUAAUAUUUUGAUAUGGAUUUUUUGUUCAUACAAACUAGGUAAUUUAUAUAAAUUAUUUUCUCUAAUUUUUUUUUAAUGAUGUAUAAUUCUGGAAUAUGUAAAGAGAAUUACUACUGUGUUUCUUUUAGGUAAAAA
Messenger RNA from Erythranthe guttata (spotted monkey flower), 3607 nucleotides. It is a transcript of the gene CFM2, whose product is annotated as CRM family member 2. The record is from RefSeq and is a predicted model, not a curated record. Gene Ontology annotation, biological process: RNA splicing, via transesterification reactions. Lineage: Eukaryota; Viridiplantae; Streptophyta; Magnoliopsida; Lamiales; Phrymaceae. Gene Ontology annotation, molecular function: mRNA binding.